Molecule: messenger RNA, 2386 nt
Organism: Strongylocentrotus purpuratus (purple sea urchin)
Lineage: Eukaryota; Metazoa; Echinodermata; Echinoidea; Camarodonta; Strongylocentrotidae
Product: P-selectin
Exons: 13
Coding region: 254-2386 (710 amino acids)
Source: RefSeq, a predicted model, not a curated record
AUUUAGCGACCCGGAUAUAAACAACCGUCUAUAAUUUCACUUGUCCGAUGAUUUUAAUGUAAACACAACUAAAGGUUACAAGCGUGGUAUAGGAAGGUCAUCCUAAUUUCUUUCUCUCGACGUAUUUCAGAUUUUGCACUGAAGAAGCUAGUUGAUAGUUCUAUGCGCGUCGAUGUAAGUCGAGUAUCCUAAGAAGCUCCAUUCUAUUCUAUCAGCCUUCGCCUUCUGACUUAUCAAAACACGGAGCCUCAACAUGAAGAUUCUCCUAAUAAGGGGUUUGUGUAUUUUGGUGAUGGCAUCGCUUCUUCUCCAAGGAACAGAUGCCUUUUGGAGGAGAAGGCGAAGAAGAAGGAGCUCACCCACUCCGAAACCUAAAGAUACAACUCCGCCGGUGUUUGACGUGAAGUGCAACAUAUCCCUUGGAAUCAUUCAUACGGCUACCAUUCCCUUUGGGGUCACGUGGUCCGAGCCUACCGCUACAGAUGUUGAUAAACCCGCCCCGGUCAAACGGCAUGGGAAUCCACCUGGUGCUUUGUUUUCAGAAGGUGACCAUACGAUUACAUACCAGGCCCGGGAUAAUGUGCCAAACUACAGCCAGUGUUACGUCAUGUUCCAAAUUAUUUUGAUCAAAUGUAGCUCCAUCAGCCAUUUGGACCGCGGGUAUGUUUCGUGUACAAAAGGAAACCUUGUUGGAUCCUCCUGUCACUAUUCGUGUUUUCAGGGAUACACGCUCAGCGGUGGAACAGCCGAUAGAGUGUGUACUGAAAACAGACAAUCCCCAACCCUGCUAACAGCUGACUGGAGCGGGUCGCAGCUGAGAUGUGUCGAACUGACAUGCUCAGCUGACGUCGUAUCAUCUCCUCCUGAGAAAGGGAUCGUCUCCUGCACUCAAAGUAAUCUUUUCCAGAGUGUCUGUUCCUACUCCUGUGAUAAGGGUUACGAUAUACCCCUGGGUCAGUCUAGCAGCAGGGUCUGCACCUCAUCAGGAUGGACUGGGUCUAAACCAGAGUGCCAAGACACUGCAGGGCCUAGUUUUGAAGACUGCCCUCUAUCUCAGAUCCUUUACGCAGAGGACAGACAGGAGAGCGGGAUAGGAUCAUGGACUCCACCCACACCCAUCGAUAACUCUGGUGCCACCAUCACGGAUGUCACUCAUGAUGGUCCUGCCCCUGGAGCACAGCUUCCCCAGGGCCAUUAUGUAAUCACUUACGUAGCCCGAGAUGGACAAGGGAACGAGGGCACCUGUGUAUUUACAGUCACUGUUCAAGUCAUACGUUGUUCCACCAUGCCAAUCACCCCUGGUCUCAUUGUCAAUUGCGAGCAUGGCAACCUUAGAGGUUCGACCUGUGAAUUCACCUGUAGUCACGGUUACCGUCUCCAGGGACCUAGAUCAUCAUCAUGCCAAAAAGAUGGUUUCGCAGGAGUAUGGACGUCUCAACCUCCAGCUUGUGAAGUACUUCAAUGCUCUGCACUAGAGCCCCCAGAGAAUGGUGUGUUCCUGAACGGUCGACAUUGCCAGACAUCAUAUGGCUCUUCAUGCUACUUCGAUUGCUUGCCUGGUUUUAGUAUUACUAACAAUGUGCUCCGAUGUUCCGCACAGACAGGAAGUGAUGAAGCAUUCUGGGAAGGGAACUCUCCAAGGUGUGAAGUGGAAACCUGCGAGAGACCCGACCUUGAAGGACCGCUGGAAGUGCCUGAUGAUUUCUCAGUAUGUGGGACAGAGGUUCAAAUCCCUGCUGGAAUUGAAUGUGAAUUUGAGUGUAGCCAGGGGUACUUCAUACAAGGAGCAUCUCUGGCAACCUGCGGCCUUACCGGGUCAUGGGAACACCCUCUCCCAACCUGCAAAGUUGUUACCUGCCUAGCCAGUAAUCUGCCAGCUCCACUCCAUGGGGGUAAAAGUGGUUGCCCCCAUGACAGAGAGCUCUUCGGCAGCGUAUGCUCCCUCUUCUGUGACGUUGGACAUGAGGCGAGUGAGGCCACGCCUGUGAGGAGGGUGUGUCAGGAUGACGGGCAGGGAGGUGGAGUUUGGAGUGGAGGCCCUAUAUCCUGCUCAGUUGUCCAGUGCCUGCCUUUGGACAUCCCAUCACAUGGCUAUGUGAAUGGCUGCCAGCUAGCUGAUCAAGCUAGGGACCCCACCAUGAGACAGGCCUAUGGGACUACCUGUAUCACCCUCUGUAGUCAGGGCUACACUCCCAUUGGUACUACUACAAGGCGCUGCCUGGCUGAUGGCCGAUGGGAUGGUCUGGCACAGACUUGUGUUGAUUUGACAGCUCCGAAUGUACUUUGUCCUCCUGAUACUGUGCUCUAUGCAGACCCUGGCCGAUCAGUGGGUACAGUCAACUGGGAUCAGCUUGAACCAGUACAGGUAAACCCAUAUCAAAACUGA